UGUGCCUUCGCUGGGGGAAGCCCUAAGCCGGGGGAUAGCGGGAGGGGGUUUGUGGAUGUUCUUUCUGGAGGCGGCAGGGCGCGCGACGCUAGGGGCGGCGGCUGGAUGAAGCUGACAAGAGUAGGGAUUUACAUUCUUAGAUGGAAGCUGGAGGCGCGGCUGCCAAGCCACAGCUAAGGUGCUAUGGCCGCCGGAAUCGCUCCAAAUCGGCCAAAGAAGAGGUGUCCAGUCCAGGGGCCGACGAUGCGAGGUCAAAUGGGAAGCUCCCAGGUGAUAAAAGGCUCGUCGAGGACAGUGUAGGGCAGGAGAAGGCUCCAGGUGAUUCUAAGCUCGGUCUCGCGAGCGAGGAAUCCAAGCUAAAUGCAGGAAAGGGGGCUGUCACUCCGUCGAAAUUGGAGCCGCUCCAAUCGGACGCUGGGAAGACGCAGGAGCUAUGCGUUGUGGCGACAGAGGCAAAGGUCUUGGAUGAAACGCCUCAAAAGGAUUCCGUGAGGUUUUUAAAUGAGGAAGAGGAGCUCGCGUACGAGGACUCGGUUUUAAGCCGAGCUGAGGAGAUUUGGACAAGGCAAGAGGCUCUCGAGCAAGUGAAGCGAAGAGCACCAUCGAAGUGGAAAGAGCCCACGCAUGCGAAGAGUCACUGGGACUACGUUCUUGAGGAGAUGGUCUGGCUUUCCAAGGACUUUGAUAAGGAGAGGAAAUGGAAGGUGGCUCAAGCAAAGAGAGUUGCCAUGAAAGUUGCAAAGGCGAAAUCGGAAGAGGAAAGCAAAGGCAUGCGUCGGCUCAAGGGUGAAGAGCAGCGUAUCCGAAGAAUCGCGAGCAGCAUAGCGAAAGAAGUUAAGAAGUUCUGGGUGAAGAUCGAAAAGCUGGUCGUCUACAAGCAUCAACUUGCUGUUGAACAGAAGAAGAAGAAAGCCCUGGACAAGCAUUUAAAUUUCUUACUUGGGCAAACGGAAAGAUACUCUUCUAUGUUAGCAGUUAACCUGUCAGGCCUUCCUGAGAACAACGAAGACCAGAAAACUCAGGACACUGGAGAUUUGCUGGACGCUGCAAAUGAGCCUUCUACUGACAAAGAUUUCACAUGUGACCAAAUGGAAGAAGAGGAUGACGAGGCCACUCUCGAAGCCGACGAAGCGCUGAUCACCGAAGACGAGCGCAAGGAAGAACUGAAUGCGCUUCAGAGGGAGAGCGAGCUGCCAAUAGAGGAGCUUGUUGGUCUAUAUGCAAAAGGUGACAAUAGCGAGGAAGAGAGAAGUACCUCCGACGCCGACCCAGAUAAAGAAUUGGAUGACGAGGAAUACGAUCCUCAUACCGCAUAUGCGUCAGAGGAGGACGACGAAAGGACUUUCGACGAAGAGGAAAAACUAGCGAUGGCAGAGAACAAAGACGUUAACCUUGAGCUUGAGCAACUGAAGAUGGAAAAUGAGUUGCCCGUUUCAGAGCUUUUGUCUCGAUACCGUGCGGAGGGUGCCGAGAGCUCAGGAGACGAGAAGGGCGGUGCUAGUGACGCGCCUUCUGAUAGCUCCGAUGAGGCUAAAGAGAGAAUGGGCGAACCUAGUACUAGCGGUCGAAGUUCGUUAUUGAUCAUCAAGAGUACGGGUAGAUCAAAAGCUACAGGAGAAAGCAAGAUUUUUUAUGGCACGGAGCAGGAGGCGGAAGUGCUGGCUAAUGUAGCCCGAGCUGCUCAACAAAGAGGGGAACGCAUGAGAAAAAGAGCUGGUUUAGAUGAUAGUAGUAGAGUGGAGGGAUCUGGGAAGACCGGUAGGAAGGAGCUUGACGACGCUGCUGCUGCUGCCCUGUCUGCACAGCCAACAGGAUACACAUUUUCUACGACAAGAGUGAGGACCAAGAUUCCCUUCUUGCUGAAGCAUUCUUUGCGGGAGUAUCAGCACAUAGGACUGGACUGGCUGGUCACCAUGUACGAGAAGCGGCUGAACGGAAUUCUGGCAGACGAGAUGGGCCUUGGCAAGACGAUCAUGACAAUUGCCUUGUUAGCUCACUUGGCUUGUGAGAAAGGCAUUUGGGGACCUCAUUUGAUAGUGGUGCCGACAAGCGUGAUGCUCAACUGGGAAACAGAGUUCAUGAAGUGGUGUCCCGCUUUCAAGGUCCUAACGUACUUCGGCAACGCAAAAGAGCGCAAGAUAAAGCGGCAAGGGUGGUCGAAGGCGAACUCCUUCCAUGUCUGCAUCACGACAUACAGGCUGGUUAUCCAGGACGCGAAGGCCUUCAAACGGAAGAAGUGGAAGUAUCUCAUUCUCGACGAAGCGCACCUUAUAAAAAACUGGAAAUCUCAACGCUGGCAGAUGCUGUUGAACUUCAACUCCAAGAGAAGGAUCCUUCUGACGGGAACUCCUCUCCAGAACGAUUUGAUGGAGCUGUGGUCCUUGAUGCACUUCCUGAUGCCACACGUUUUCCAGUCGCAUCAAGAGUUUCGAGACUGGUUCAGCAAUCCUAUCAGCGGGAUGGUGGAAGGCCAGGACAAAGUAAACCAGGACGUGGUGGAUCGGCUGCAUAAUGUGCUGAGACCUUUCAUCCUGAGGCGCUUGAAGCGCGACGUUGAGAAGCAGCUCCCGGGGAAGCACGAGCAUGUAGUGCCAUGCAGGCUCUCGAAGCGGCAACGCAAUCUCUACGAGGACUUCAUGGCCAGUUCUGAUACACAAGCAACUCUGUCGGGCGGCAACUUCUUAGGACUCAUCAACGUCCUGAUGCAGUUGCGCAAGGUCUGCAAUCAUCCCGACUUGUUUGAGAGCAGACCAAUCGUGUCUUCGUUCGACAUGCCGGGCCUCCAGCUUCAGAUGUGCUCGGAGCUGUGCACGGCCGUCCAACAGAAGCCUUUUUCGACAGUGAACCUCGAAGUGUUGAACUAUCUCCUGUCGGAAGACAUGGAGGCCUGGGAACCAUCGGAGCUCGCUGAACUUGCUACGCCAACGCCUCUCAUUGAAGAGAUUGCCACCAGUGGUGAAGAUAGCUGGAACGAACAGGAACAGGUGACUGAACCGCAGAACAUUUUCGAAGAGAUUCAAGCGGCUUUGGCAGCGCAGAGACUGAAGAGGAGAAGAGAAAAGGCUCGACAAUUUGGGUGGCUCAAUAUGCUGCGAUGCAGCAGGCAUGUGGUAUAUGGUCGUGGGCUGGCGAAGCACGUCGAGGUGGAGCACCCUGUUUAUGGUAUUCAUUCCAUACAGUCAGAUCCUUCUCGUUACUUGACGUUCCCUUCAGCGAUAGCCGAGGUGGUGAAGCUUCCAUCUUCAUGGUGCGAAAGUCUCCUGGAUCUGCUACAGGCUUUUGUAUUCGUCAUACCAGCAGCUCGGGCUCCUCCGCCGCUUAUUUGGUGCAGCAGACAGUCUGCCUCCUCAAUCUUGAGACAUGACUUCCCGAGCAAUCAACUUGCGGUGAUGAGUGACUUGGUGGCACCGCUACGUCCGGUCAUUGUGCGGCAGCAACUGUUUUUCCCGGAUAGGAGGCUCCUCCAGUUCGAUUGUGGGAAGCUCCAGCAGCUUUCAGUUCUACUGCGGCGGCUGAAAUCGGAAGGUCACAGGGCGCUGAUCUUCACGCAAAUGACAAAGAUGCUCGACAUCUUGGAGAGUUUUAUCAACCUCUACGGCUACAACUACAUGAGGCUCGACGGCUCUACCAAACCUGAACAGCGGCAAAUUCUCAUGCAACGAUUCAACACGAACCCGAAGAUCUUCUUGUUCAUCCUGUCGACGAGAAGCGGAGGCGUUGGGAUCAACUUGGUUGGCGCCGAUACAGUCAUAUUUUAUGACAGUGAUUGGAAUCCUGCGAUGGAUCAACAGGCUCAGGAUAGGUGUCAUCGCAUCGGCCAGACGCGUGAAGUUCACAUAUACAGGCUGGUUAGCGAGAGUACCAUCGAGGAGAACAUUUUGAAAAAGGCCAAUCAGAAGCGUUUCCUCGACAAUUUGGUCAUCCAGAGUGGUGGCUACAACACUGAGUUUUUCAAGAAGCUUGAUCCCAUGGAACUCCUGUCCGGUGUGAACACUACAAAGCGUGCCGACCAGCCGCUUUCUAAUGCCGACGUAGAUGCGGCACUCAAAAGUGCCGAAGACGAGGCCGACUACAUGGCUAUGAAAAAGGUGGAGCUGGAAGAGGCCGCGGAGAAUCAGGAGUUUGCUGAAGAUGUAAGCGUGGAGGAGGACGAAUGUGCCGACGACUUGGAGGAUGGAAAGGUUUCCGAGACCAAAGUUCCGUCACCGGAAUUUGAGACUGCUGGAACGCCGUCGUUACCAGAGCUUAAGGAACCUCAACCGCUCCUUCUGGAUGCCGAGGAGGAGAUGGACAUGCUUGCUGAUGUGAAGCAGCUUGCGGCCGCAGCAGCAGCAUCAGGUCAGGGCAAUAACUUUGAAGACCAACUCAAGCCAAUCGAGAGAUACGCGAUUCAGUUUUUGGACCUCUGGAAUCCAAUCAUCGAUACCAGCGCUUUGGAAACACAAGUAACCUACGAGGAAAAGGAGUGGGAAUUGGAACAAAUAGAGAAACUCAAGGAAGAACAGGAGGCGGAUAUUGACGAGGAUGAUGAACCACUUCUUUACGAGAGUUGGGAUACUUCUAAUGCCGAUGCAGCUUAUAGGCAGCAAGUAGAAGUCUUGACGCAGCAACAGGAACUCUUACAAGCACAAUGGGACGCGAUGCACGACGAGGAGCUCCAAGAGGCUGACAGGCUGAUUGAGGGCGAGAAGCAGCAGAAGAGACCAAAGAAGAAGAAACUGAAAUCUCUAGAAAGAAGCAGUGUAGAGGAGUACAAUUUUUGUUCCGAGGAAGACGCGGGAGCAGAUGAUCACAUUGAUGCCGACGAAGCUGAUGAGGUACUCUCCAUUGCGUCCGACGAGGGAGAGUACGACAUGCAGUGGGAUAACUCUCUACGCACGCCUUUUCAACGAAAGCGCAAGUUUUCGAGGUUUUUUGAAGAGGAGGGCGGCGAGAACAAAAGGUUUAGGAAGGAGGAUAGCAGGACAGAGUACUUCAGGCCUAGGUUUGGUGGCAAGCUAACUAUUUGCACGACCGCAAGGAAGAGCCCAGUCAUCUUGCUGGAAAGAGACCGAAGAAAGGAAGCACUCAAGGCCAAGGAUCAUCACACAGACUGGAUGCCCGAGGAGGACGAGGUCCUGUGCGCUGUAGUGCACGAGUAUGGUGGAAAUUGGCUUCUGGCUAGCGAUGCCUUAGAAGGAAUGCCAGACGGCGGAGUGUAUAGAGGUCGGCACAGGCACCCUGUUAAGUGUAAAGAUAGAUUUAGGCAGCUCGUAGUCGAGAACGCUGGUACCAUUUGCGGGGGGGUGAGCAGCGAGAGAUUACUAUCUGGGGCUGUUAUCAAGGUGACAGAGGAAGACACAAAGCGCUUGUUAGAGCUAGUACAGCGAGUUCCUGACAAGGAGGUGUUGCUACAGAGACACUUCGCUACAGUCCAGAGUGUGAAAGACUCUUACAAGGGGUCCGCAAAGUCGAGGAACGGUUUCGUGAGUAACGUUGGACAUCCCCGAAACCUUCCGUUCGUCUCCCUGGCAAAUCUCUGUCAAGGUUGCUUGAAGCCACCGUUGCGGCAGGCUUCUCACAAGCAGGGGCACGCGCUGGUAGCGGAGGCUCUAUCUCAGACGACUGCCAGUGACAAUGGAAAGAUGCCUGAGAAUUCUGCUUGCAAGGCCGUGAAGAACAAUACUGCCAGCGACAACAACGACAAUGGAGACGUCGAGAGCCAACCUCCGCUGGAAUUGUCUCUCAGUUUUUCCGACCCAGAAGAGAUGGAGGACUUCCGGCCUGUGAACGUAACGCUCAGACCAGGGGAACCAAAGACCGCCGAACCACCGUCCAGCUCGAGUAUCCGGUCGCUCGUCUGUGAAACCCGCUUCAGGCUAGCAUCACAGAUGACACCUUCAAUUUGGGCAGCAGCAGCGAUCUCUGUAGUUCCCAAGCCAACGCCGAGCCAAAACAACCCUCCAGUGAAACGCCAGCAACCUCCGACCGAUGUCGCCAAGCUCCAGAGGCCGGGCAAGCAGCCCCGGCUGCAGCCAGUCUCCAAGCCGAACGGGAUGAUCGAGAUAAGACCAGUGGAGAUGAAGACGAGUGUGUCUCCCAGCCAGAUAAAGCCAGCCAACCUGAAGAAACCACCACCGACGGCAGUGUUUACAACCACUGGAGCUUCCAGAGUUCAUCACGUAGCAACGAAGCCGUCAAGCUCAUCGAGUAUCCAGCUCGCGAGGCCGUCGAGCAGUGCCAAAUCCACAGCGGUGGCAGCAGCAGCAGCAGGAUCAACCGCAGCAGCAGCAGCAGCAGGAGGAGCGAAUUAUCCAUUUGCUCAGUACUGGCGGCCGGACUCCACCGUUUCCAGCUCCAGGCUAGCUCAAGCCCCGGCAUCCGAGGAGGCGAGCUAUCAUCGCAAGCCAGCGGCGGCGGCCAAGAACAAAGGUGUGAGCGAGUGAGAGAGGUGAUUUUUUAUUAUGAUUAUUUCAGGAGUCUUUCUGGUAUCGUCAGCUCAAAUUCGUGAAGAUCGUGAUCACGCUGCUGCUUCUCGCUGGGCCCAGAAAUUUUGAUCGAUCAAACAACACCGAAAGAAGAGAAAGAGAAAAAGACUCGGUAGUAAUGAAAGAGACGAGAGAUUUAUCUUGUUCUUCGUGUACAAGAAUGGUAGGUGCUUUAACCCGCGGUAAAAUAACAUUUCUGGUUAUCCCGUUUAAAA
Molecule: messenger RNA, 6682 nt
Organism: Selaginella moellendorffii
Lineage: Eukaryota; Viridiplantae; Streptophyta; Lycopodiopsida; Selaginellales; Selaginellaceae
Product: protein PHOTOPERIOD-INDEPENDENT EARLY FLOWERING 1
Exons: 17
Coding region: 141-6425 (2094 amino acids)
Cellular component (GO): Swr1 complex
Molecular function (GO): ATP binding; ATP hydrolysis activity; histone binding
Source: RefSeq, a predicted model, not a curated record